GUAAAUCCAACGAAGAAGAAGAUAAAGGAAGCUGCGCCACAGAGGAAAAUAUUGCACGCGUUCAGUACACCACACGUGUUUCCAGGAUUCUGUUGUGAGAUGUCUAAGCGCCGACCGAGAUCAGAUGAAGGAGAAUCUGUACCACCACCCAAAGCUGAUAAAAACCCAGAGCAUGAGUUGUCUCCACCAAUCGUAACACGAACGCGUAGCGGCCGAAGGGUUCGAACCCCAGCCGCUCUGAUGGACUCGAAGGUUCCGAGCUCAGCUAAAACCCCUAGUCGCCGCGCCAGGAAAUCUGUUAUUCAAGAGGAACUGAAUGAUAAUGAAGAGUCGAGGUCUGAAGGAACGGAAUCGAUAAAACCAACAAGCGUGUGCAUUGACUAUAAAAGUUUGAGUCGUGGACUGGACCCGGAAACAAAGAAAUGCAAAGUCGACCCAAUUAAUCCAUCUGAAGUAAACCAAGUGCGUCUGCACACAGACGAUAACUGUCAAGAAUCUAUGAAAUCCAAUCGGCCAGCCAUUCAACACGAGGAGCUACUAGUUUCGGACAUUAGCCUGCAGACACAUGGAAGCGGACAGAAGGAAAACCAGGUGCGCAUGGAGACGCAGGUCGGGCUGGGGUCCAUGGAGAAAACGAACAUGAAGAGUGGUCUGUUGAAGUCAAACGUGACAGCGACUCGCACGAUACCGCUAGGUAAACCCAAAUCCGGACGUAUAUGGAAAGACCGGAAUAAACAUAGGUUCUCUGCCCUGUUGCGGGGCAAAACUCUGCGGUCCUCCUGGGAGACGAAAAUGGAGGCCAAGAGAGAGAAGGAGCUGGUGAAUAAAUUUUCCCUGCAGCUCAAGGAAGAGAAGGCCAGAGAGAAAGAGGAAAAGAGAAAACGGAGGGAGGAAACCCUGAAAAGACGUGAGGAAAACGAGCGGAAGGCAGAGGUUGUGCAAGUGAUCCGAAAUACAACUAAGAUAAAGAGGAUGAAGAAGAAACAACUAAGGAAGAUUGAGAAGAGGGAUACACUUGCCCUGCUGCAGAAGUCACAGCCUAGGAAUCAAAAUACUGCCAGGAAAGGUAGCAAGGGGAGCCAGUGAAGAAGAUUUUCUAAUGCAGUACAUAUGUAAUCUGUUGUCUGAGCUGGAAUUUUUAUUCGGCCUCUACAUACAAAGUGUACAUUUUCUUAUGAUGAACAUGAGUUGUGCAACUCUUUGUAUGCAAGUAAACAAAGACGGUGUUUGGCCACCAUUACUUGUCUAUUCUGCAAGAAACCAAAACUGAAAAAGACUGGUAUCUCUGCCUGUAACAAUGUGACCUAGAAAAUAUUGUCAUCCAUGUUUCGAAAACAAAACACUCUAUGUUCCGCUAUAGUUUCCUAAAGAAUAUUAAGGGAUGAAUACAUGAUUAAUUGCUUCCCUGUGAUGCCUCUGUUUUUUCUUAGUUUUUUUUUCCUGUUGCCAACCUUUCACACUGGGAUUUUCCACCCGUAAACAGUGUUAUACCAACAUACCAGCCUUGUUUAAACUAAAUAAAAGGUUUCUGAUGUUUCUUUUUUA
This is a messenger RNA of Conger conger (European conger), 1545 nucleotides long. RefSeq names its product coiled-coil domain containing 86 (gene ccdc86). Gene Ontology annotation, cellular component: nucleolus. NCBI's taxonomy places the organism in Eukaryota, Metazoa, Chordata, Actinopteri, Anguilliformes, Congridae. The transcript is spliced from 4 exons. Bases 100 to 1086 code for a protein of 328 amino acids. The record is from RefSeq and is a predicted model, not a curated record.